AUAUCGAAUCACACAUAUUCCUUUUUCUAUUUAGGCGAAAUUGCCAAGAAGAUGAUAAAAACAACCAUAGCUAUUUCUCUGAUCUGCUUAGCUGCGGCUCUGCCUUGGGAUGAAGAAAACCCGUGGUCCAAGUUGCUUGAUGAUCAAGCGAAUGAUGAAUUGGACUUCAUUCAAAAUGACGGAAGGUAAGUAUAUACGUACAUAAUCUUGUAAUAGAGGAUUUAAAAUAGUGCGUUCGAAAACACAUACCAUUGAGUCACGUUUUAGGAGGAGUUACAAUUUUUAGACUUUUAGGGUUAAGAUUAGGGUUUGGAUUAGGGAAAGGGUUAGGAUUAGGGGUAGGAUUAAGAUUAGUAUUAAGAUUAGGAUUAGAGUAAGGUUUAGGGUUAAUUAAGAUUACGGUUAAAUUUAAAAUACGAAAAAUACAAAAUUAUAAAAGUCUAAAAAUAGUAACUCCCCAUAAAAUGUGACAGGUAUAACGCAUACUACCUUGACCGUUCGUAUUAAGCAAAUUCUCAGGAGUUAUUUAUUGCAGGCAACAGGUGGGAAAUUUGUCUGAGCAUGCGCGAGCAAAACGAGUCACGCAAUUGAGUGGAAUACACGCAACGCGUGUUUACAAAAAGGCACAAUCGUGUAAAUAUUGCCAAAUGUUUGUACAAAAUAAAUGACUGUUUUAUGUUGAAAAUGGACAUGAUCUAAAUUAACCAUAAAGAAUUUUUUAGUGACGUUCUAUUUCAGUACCCUGCCAUUGUCUCUGGUGGGCUGUCUGUGUGCAUUCGAUCUGAAACAGUUGCUACUUUGUUGUCGAUAAAUUUCGAAUGUUUACAUGGAAAUAGAUGCAAGUAAUGCAUUUUACAACCUCGUAAACUGUAUGAGCCCCUAUUUUUACGCUUAUACCUAAGAUAUCAAAUAAAAGUACAUGAAACAGAGAACAUUUUCAGAAAGUUUUAUCUUGAGGCCACGGCCAGUUUUUAAAAUAUCUUUAUUUCUGUUCCGGACAUCACCAAAAUUACACUAAAGCCGCGCUUGAAUAUACAACAAAUUUUGAAUCUCAUCAAGUACAAAAAUAUUUAACGUGUAACCAAAAUAUGCUCAUGAAAUCGAAAUUAAUAGCUAAAUUUUCAAACUAGACCCUUCUCGAGCCGGUUUUCAUGAAGGAAGUUCACAUUUCGGCCUUUGAUUCUUGGCAAACAUUUGACCACAACACGUGCGAAGCAACUGGGUCUCAAAGACUCAGCUAAAACAUUGUGAGCCCCUAUUUUCCUGACGAUAUGUUUGAUACCUAAAAACGCCGAAAAGUUUUUUCUUUUCAUUUAGCUAUAUUUAAAAUUGAGGCCACGGGCUAUUUUUGAGAAAAUACAGUUCAAAGUCAAGCUAUUUUUACAUAUUUUCAAAAUUUGUCAAAUUUCGCGCGCGACCUUGUAUUUUGAACUUAGACAGCUGAAGUUACACUAAGAAACAUAGGAUGGAAAAUUUGAGGCAUAUAAAGUUAAUUUCAACUUACAUUUCAUUCUCAUAUCACGUCUUUCUUGGUUUAUUACGGUUUUAAACAAGCCACAGAUCGACGUAUACGGUAUUUACUAUCAUGUUCACGUCGCCAUAUUAACUUCUUCCAAUCACUCGAUUACAAAACAAAUCAUCCCAAAACAAAGAAUUCAUAGUCGACUUUUAAAAGAAUAACCGUUAAUUUGUAAAUCGUUGAAUGGAAAGCAAAAAAUCGUCAGCUAAAACAGCUUCUUGCUAACUUUCUGCUUUGUUUUGAAUGUAAAUGCAAUGAGCUUGGUUUCUGCCCGCGAUUUUUUGGUCAGCGACGACAAAUUUCCCACCUGUUAUUGCAGGCACAUUGAAAUUGGGGGGGGGGGGGUAUUUGCAGGCAUUAUGUAGGCAUUUUUCAUAGGUGAUUUACACAGUACAACUCAUGCAAGUAUUUACGAAAUCUUGCAGUUAUAUAAGAGCUUUAUAUAAUUAGAUCAUCAUGGAUUAGGGAUACAUUGGCGCAGGCAGAAUUUUUUUUUUGGGGGGGGGGUAUUAAUAAUUAGUGAGUCACAAUUGUAGCGGAUUCGGGGGAAUUAUACUAGAAAAAAAUUGAGCAAGCAUCUCUGAAACGGCAUUUUCUGCAUUGUGGAAGUACUUGGAGAAAACUUUAAACAUAUCUCAAUCCCGAAAAUGAGGCCCUAUAGCCCAAAGCGUCUUCUUCAUAACAUGGUUAUGAACGUUUUAAGUCUUUAUUUUAAGGCAAAACAGCGCUUCAUUAUAACAUUAUCCGCGCUUUAACUGACAACACGAAGUAGUCCAAUAAUAUUAUGUACCCUUGUCUUUUUCACGAUCUUUGAGACGUGUGGCUUAAAUAUUGUUUUAAGGUCGAGGACCAAGUAUAAUUGUUGCAAUAUUGAUGGAUACGUGUAUGAAAAGGAUCUUAAUGGAAUGAGAACAUGCAUAAGAAGUGUGGGCGUCGUUAUAUUUCCCAGUAGUACGCUAUCAAAUGGUAAGUUAGUAGGGAUAAUAUACAUGAUGUACUUUUUGGGUAGAAUGAAUAAUUAUGUAAAAGCUGCAAAUCCUUAAGGGUGGAGCGCAUAAUGGACAAUCAAAACUUAAAAUAAUAGGUAUAUUUUACUGAUAUACUAAAGUCAUAAAGUUCGUAUAUUCGAUAUUUGAUAUAUAUGUAAAUGACACGUAAAUUGUUCUAGAUCUGCUUUACACACAUUGCUCCUAUGACAAGCUGUUGUUAUCUAAACGUAAGCGAAUUUGUUCGCAUGAUCAAUAAAAAAGUAGGAACUGAUCCAACUUUUUCAUCUAGUGGAAAAUAGGCUUAAUCCACUACCAUAAAUAUUUGGGAAAAUUAGUGCUCGCUCCACACCAUGCACUUCACCGAAUCUGUGUUUAUUGGUUGAUCCUUGGCUAUUCUCGUGCCAUUCAAUUGGCAUGCACCACGCAUUCCAAAUGUUACAUCCAAGCGCCCCUUUUGCCUUAGUUUUUAUAUCGGGGGCAAGGGGAACAAAAAUGCCCAAUAAAACCCCCCAAAGAUUUACCUUAACAAGGAAUAUAUCAAUUACUCCACUACAAAAAUCUCCCCCCCCCCUGCCCUCUUGUCCUCUGGUCGUUCCGGGGCAAAUGGUGUUUCUGUUUCUUCUAGGAAGGUAUCUCAAAAAGACAACCAUAUUUCUCGGAAAUUAUUUGAUCUUACACAAUGGAUCUUUGUACGUAACAGAUAAACCACCUGCGCGAUGCACCACGCUUCCAUAAAGAGUAAGUAAUGAGUAUUUGUAUCGAGAGAGCACCAAGGGGUGUACCACUCCAAAAAUGUCUACCGCCACGAAAAUCUCGCUAUAUUUUUUUAAAUAAAUAUAAUGUCGACCAGAUACUCAGGUUCUUUAGUUCUACUUGUUCUAUAAGACUUGGAGGUUGUAUAACGAACUAACGAGCAGCUCUCGCAAGACCUGGUCACCUGCACUUAAAUUUCGAGUGCCAAAGUGUUGAAAUCUGAGUGCAAAAGUGUCAAAACAAAGUCUGUCAAGAUAUGAUGGUCAGGAAGCUCGGAAAGGCGACCUUUGUUUGAUGUCAGUGAAUUAUGUCUCACUGUGCACAAAUUGGUCAAAUCCUUUGUGUCAACUUCAUUAAAUAUUAUUCAUCGUGGUUGCACGUUUCAUCUCAGCUAUCUCUAUUGCACGGUUACUUAAUUAUAAGAAAAUACAAUGAGCUCAAUCACCGUGACCGUGCACAAAUUAAUAUAAACUCAGACAAAAACAUAGUACAAUGACUUCUGUUUAGUUUCCUCCAUACCAUCAUAUGCUAACAGACUUUGGUCAAAGUGCCAAAGAAUAACAUGUCAUACUGCCACAAAACUCUCUUCUCCCACAAAACCUUAUAUCGAUGCACUUCAGUUGCAUGCAAUAUUACUGUAGCAGUGCAGCAGAGGAAAAUCGGUGGCGUAACGCUCAUAAUUGAGGUGUGGUUAACCUGAGAUCAGAACUACAUAUUCCCAAUAGUAGUGGGGAGCUUGCGCCACUACAACGCCCCUGCUAUUAAAAUUGGUGACAAAUGCACUCAGUUGUCUUCAUCCGCAAAGCAUGUGCCAGUUAAAGUCCCUAAACAGUUAGUGCAGCAAGUUGCUGGAGAAGUGAUUGCGCUGGAGAAGUGAUCGUUUCCAUAUUGGUUCUUAUUUCAUUAUCAAUGAUAAAUUGUCGAAUUCUUGGACUUCCAAUCUGAAUCACUGUACACCUAUAUGUACCGCGGCUGUUCCCCCCAAAACUGGACACUGUUUGUUUUCAUGUAACGUAAAAGCUAUAACAGCUAUCGCAAUUAAGUAAAGAUCAUUGCAUUCAGAAAAGACUAACUUAGAUUUUGAUAGAAUAUAAUGAUAAUUUGUAUUUAAAUUCAAUAGUGAGUGAGAUAUACAACAAAAAGAAAAAUAUUUAUUAUCCUAACAAGUAUAACUACAUCGGUAAUUAUAUAAGGUUGUUUUAUGCUAAUUUUGGCAUUUUCAAAAACAGUACUCAGUAGUUCAAAGUUCAAACAUCAAUAGCGCAGUCAAUAUUACAUGCAUGUAAAUUCAAGUGCUAUAUAUCAAAAUCUAAGUUAAUCCAUACUGAAUGCAAUGGUCUUAUUUCAUUGCGAUAGCUUUUAUAGCUAUUACGUUACAUGAAAGUAAACAGUAUCCAGGUUUUUUGGGACACCCAGUAAUAUAUAAAAAUUAAAUUUAGACAUUAGAAAUGUAUAGAAAUGCAAAAAUAAUUAUUAAUUAUUUUUAUUGUUUGUAGAAAUGGAACCAGUUGUCUUCGUGUGUUACUGCUUAAUUAAAGCCACUGUAUUAACAGGCAACAAGCCAUAUAUAGAGGUUAUCAUGUAAACAGUAAUUUUUUUGUAAUUAACCAUUUUUAAACUGCACGGUUUCAUAAUCCACUCAUAUAAUUUCAUGUAUAAGUUUACGGGGGUGAUCCUAGAGGGCAUUCUAAAUGUUACAGAAUGAAAUACCCUGAAUUUAACAUAUUUUAUGAUAAGUUUGUCAAAAUUUUGUCGAUAUUCCCGAUAUUUCUUUCAUUUAGUAUUCUAUUGUAUUUUUGAAGAAAUCGCUCUCGUUAAUUAAGGGAGGGUAAUGGCUUCCACAUCCCGUGCGCUUAUUAAAUGCACUUGAACGUCUAAAAAUGUAAUAGCAUUUUAAUAUUAUUAAUGUAGCUGUCAUUUAGUUCCAAGCUUAAUUUAUAUCUCUAAUGCCAUAAUUGUUAUCGUGUAUAAUGUAACAAUUUAAGUUGUAAUGCAGUAAAGAAUAAGAAUACUUUUUCACCAUCGUUGUUAUC
Molecule: messenger RNA, 5294 nt
Organism: Paramuricea clavata
Lineage: Eukaryota; Metazoa; Cnidaria; Anthozoa; Malacalcyonacea; Plexauridae
Source: the annotation of a GenBank genome assembly